Molecule: messenger RNA, 1863 nt
Organism: Danio rerio (zebrafish)
Lineage: Eukaryota; Metazoa; Chordata; Actinopteri; Cypriniformes; Danionidae
Source: RefSeq, a predicted model, not a curated record
CUUCAGCUGGGAGAAGAAUCCGGCAGACUUUGAGCCGUACCAUCUCAAACUGGAGGAAUGCAUGUCUGCCGAACAGAUUCCCAGCACAGAGCACAUCCAAGGCUACGUGAAGAAACAGAUCCAGGAUGCUGCAGAUCAGGGCAUCAUUUUUGUGGGCUUUAUCCAGGAGCCUGCUGGCCUCCGUCCACACGCACUGCAGCUUGGAGAACCAGAGGAGGCCUCACUUUCCCUGCACUCCAGCCCCAGCUCGCUGCAUGGCUCCGGGCUCACACCAUGCCCCAGUCCCCUGGAGGAGCCAGAGCCGGAGCCGAACCCGGAGCUGGGGGAUGAAUCUGGAGCAGAAAACCAAGAACAGAAGCAGGGAGGUGAAGCUCUGAAAGCUGGUGGAGACGCUGGAGGUGAUGAAAACUCUGAAACACUGACACACAACAACAACGACACGGACAAAAGCACAGACACAAGCCAGAAAACCAGCAGGCUGGCCCUCAAUAAGAGUGGAGCCGAGCUCUUCGGUCUGUUUAAUUACCCGGGUCGGCGUUCAGCUCAGCUCAAGUACUACACUGUUAAAGUUCCUCUUCGAGUGCAAACGCAGAGCGACGGCAUCUGGAGCCUGGAGGCAAACUGGCUGGAUCACAUGACCCAACACUUCAACAACGGAGCCUCGCUUGUGGACGGAUACUUCCAGAUCAACAACCACAACAAUGAUGUUCUUGUGAAGACCGUGGACAGCGUGUUUGUGUUUCAGGAGGGUGUCGAGGGCGACACCAACUCAGCUGCUGCAUAUGACGCUAUAGUGGUGGAGCAGUGGACAAUCAUUGACGGUUUGGAGGUGAAGACAGACUAUAUUCCACUGCUGCAGUCACUGGCUUCAUUCGGAUGGAGACUCACUUGUGUUCUGCCAACACCCAUCACUAAAACCAACAGUGAUGGAAGUCUGGCCACCAAACAGAUUGUUUUCCUCCAGAGACCAGUGUUGCCUCGCAAGAAGAAAGAAUCCAAGAAAGUCAUCUUUAAAGCAAGAAACAAGUCCAACAAGAACUCGGUCAAAGACGCACCAAAGAACAAGAAGAAGAAAGACUCUACGCCCACCGUGGAGAAAGAGAUAAGUGAUCAAAAGGCCGAGAGGAGCGUUGAGGACACCAACACAAGUGUGAAUGAGCGACGGCCGGAAAAACAGAAUAAUGAAGCUGACGCUCAAGUGCAGAGCCAACAGAAACAGGACACAGAGGAAGGGAAGUGGGCGGAGGAAGUGACGGCUGCAGGAAGUGAGGUAGGAGGAGAAAAACAAGACGAAGUGAGUGGAAACAGUGAGAAAGAUGAAGGUGCUAAAGAUGAGGUAGACGGUAAAGCGGAAGAGCAAAGUGUGAAAAUAGAAGCUGAAACAGGGUCAUGUAAAGACCAGAAAGGUGAUGAUGAGGGGGACAAACCGGAUGAGCCGUCAGCCAAUCAGGAUUGAGGAUGCGCUUAAACCAACAAGACCAAUGGAAGAUGGAGCUUUAUGAAUGUUUAAAAUGCUACCCUGCAAAAAGAAAACAACAACAACAACAAAAAACACACACACUUUGCUAAUCAAAGUUUUGUCUUGUUAUUAAGUAUCUAAACAUCACUAGGGGCCAUUCACACAAGUUUUUUUUUUUAUUCCAACAUGCUAAAUCUUUCUAUGUGAUAAAUAAAUAUAGUGUUACGUCAGCCAAUUCGAAUGUUAUCACUCGAUUGAAUGUUCGUUAUCAGUGGUUAUCAGCUCAUAGAAAAGGGCCAGUAGGGGCCUUCUGCACCUAUUGGUAGGCUUAAAAGGCAGUAAUCAACCAUUUACAUUUCGGCAAGAAUAAAAGCAGUUUUACAUUUUUUAAAACCAUUUAAGGG